CACGAGACCAUCACGGCAUCCGGCUGAUAGUACAUCCCUGUCCCCCGUUUCACGUCCUGGUGUUUGCUUCUAAGCUCAUCCUUGACGCACGGAAGGGCGUCCGUGGGCAGCAUCCAGCAGCUAGCUAGCUAGCAGGCAGGGUGCGAGUGCGAUCGAUGGCGUCCAACUACAAGAUGAAAGGGUUCUUCAAGGGCUUCAAGAUCAUCUCCCAGAUCUUCGUGGCGAAGGAGCAGGAGAUGGUGAUCGGCCGGCCGACGGACGUGAAGCACGUCGCGCACAUCGGCUGGAGCAGCUCCACGCCGGGGACGCUGACGGGGAACGCUUCUCCGAGCUGGAUGAAUGUCAUCGAGGGGUCGUCGGAUUUCUCGUCCAUGGGCUACUUCGCGCCGUCCGCAGGGACCUCCUGGACGUCCCAAGACUUCGAGCAGCAUCACCAGCCGCCACGAGACAUGUUGCCUCUCGGGAUGGCUUCGGAGAUCACCGGGGAAGACGUAUCAGCAGCUCUGUACCCUGAUGUUCCACGCCCGCCACCGAGAAAGACUAGGCGAAAGAAGAAAACGGUGGUUGGCUCUCUAGUGAGUUCAUCAGCGACAAAUGACUCGUCUGCAUCAGCCUCGACAGUAGCAACAAGAGUUGUCGAUGCCAUUGACACCAAUAGUGUGAUAUCUUGAUAGACAAGGCUGCAAAUGUAUUGUAAGUGUGGGUGUGCGGUUCUAAAAAUACUUACAAUUGUAAAUGAACUGAUUUCAUAGGUAGUUGAAUGCAAUGGAUUGUUCCAAAAGCGUGUGAUGAUUCUUCUUUUAUAUGAUUUAGUCAUCUUUGUUUGUUACUUC
Molecule: messenger RNA, 833 nt
Organism: Hordeum vulgare subsp. vulgare (domesticated barley)
Lineage: Eukaryota; Viridiplantae; Streptophyta; Magnoliopsida; Poales; Poaceae
Product: CRIB domain-containing protein RIC10-like
Exons: 4
Coding region: 156-671 (171 amino acids)
Source: RefSeq, a predicted model, not a curated record